Messenger RNA from Strigops habroptila (Kakapo), 1566 nucleotides. RefSeq names its product cleavage factor polyribonucleotide kinase subunit 1 (gene CLP1). NCBI's taxonomy places the organism in Eukaryota, Metazoa, Chordata, Aves, Psittaciformes, Psittacidae. Gene Ontology annotation, molecular function: polynucleotide 5'-hydroxyl-kinase activity. The transcript is spliced from 3 exons. The record is from RefSeq and is a predicted model, not a curated record. The coding region runs from base 192 to 1469 and encodes 425 amino acids. Gene Ontology annotation, cellular component: nucleus; mRNA cleavage factor complex. Gene Ontology annotation, biological process: tRNA splicing, via endonucleolytic cleavage and ligation.
GCGGCAGGCUCCGCCCCCCGGGCCCUCGCCCCGCCCCUGCGUCGUACGUCACCCCGCGCGGCUGCCAUGGCAACCAGCGCCGCUGCUGUCCCCGCCUGCCGCGGCGCGCCGCUCUGACAUCACUUCCGGCGCAGCCUCUCUGGCCCGGAAGAGCGGCGGCUCCGCGCUGAGGCGAGCCCCGGGGCCGCGCCAUGGCGGACGACGGCGGCGAGGAGAAGAAGCAAGUGGCCAAGUUCGAGCUGGAGCGGGAGACGGAGCUGCGGUUCGAGGUGGAGUCGUCGCAGACGGUGCAGAUGGAGCUGCUCAGCGGCAUGGCCGAGGUGUUCGGCACCGAGCUCACCCGCAACAAGAAGUUCACGUUCGACGCCGGCGCCAAGGUGGCCGUGUUCACGUGGCACGGCUGCACCGUGCAGCUCAGCGGCCGCACCGAGGUGGCCUACGUGUCCAAGGACACGCCGAUGCUGCUGUACCUCAACACGCACACGGCGCUGGAGCAGAUGCGGCGCCAGGCAGAGCGCGAGGACGAGCGCGGGCCCCGCGUCAUGGUGGUGGGACCCACCGACGUGGGCAAGUCCACCGUGUGCCGCCUGCUGCUCAACUACGCCGUGCGCCUGGGCCGCCGGCCCACCUUCGUGGAGCUGGACGUGGGGCAGGGCUCUGUCUCCAUCCCCGGCACCAUGGGUGCGCUCUACAUCGAGCGGCCGGCCGAUGUGGAAGAGGGCUUCUCCCUCCAGGCCCCACUCGUCUACCACUUCGGCUCCACCACGCCCGGCACCAACAUCAAGCUCUACAACAAGAUCACGUCCCGCCUGGCUGACGUGUUCAACCAGCGCUGCGAGGUGAACCGCCGCGCCUCGGUCAGCGGCUGCGUCAUCAACACCUGCGGCUGGGUGAAGGGCUCCGGCUACCAGGCGCUGGUGCACGCCGCCUCCGCCUUCGAGGUGGACGUGGUGGUGGUAUUGGACCAGGAGCGGCUCUACAACGAGCUCAAGAGGGACCUGCCCCACUUCGUGCGCACGGUGCUGCUGCCCAAGUCCGGCGGCGUGGUGGAGCGCUCCAAGGACUUCCGCCGGGAGUGCCGGGACAAGCGCAUCCGCGAGUACUUCUACGGCUUCCGCGGCUGCUUCUACCCCCACGCCUUCGACGUCAAGUUCUCCGAUGUCAAGAUCUACAAGGUGGGGGCUCCUACCAUCCCCGACUCCUGCCUGCCGCUGGGCAUGUCGCAGGAGGACAACCAGCUGAAGCUGGUGCCGGUGACACCGGGGCGGGACAUGGUGCACCACCUGCUGAGCGUCAGCACCGCCGACAGCCCCGACGACAGCAUCUCGGGCACCAGCGUGGCCGGGUUCAUCGUGGUGACGGGCGUGGACCCCGAGCGCCAGGUCUUCACCGUGCUCUCGCCCGCGCCGCGCCCGCUGCCCAAGAACUUCCUGCUCAUCAUGGACAUCCGCUUCAUGGACCUCAAGUAGGGCCGGGCCGGGCUGCAGCGGCCGCGGGCCCCGCCCCCCCCCCCGUCGGUCGGUUUUACACUUUUGUACCGGUUUUUAUUAAACCUCGAGGCCUCUC